Sporothrix brasiliensis 5110 is the source of this 987-nucleotide messenger RNA. Its product is annotated as thioredoxin reductase (NADPH). The coding region runs from base 1 to 987 and encodes 328 amino acids. Gene Ontology annotation, biological process: removal of superoxide radicals. The record is from RefSeq and is a predicted model, not a curated record. Gene Ontology annotation, cellular component: cytoplasm. Gene Ontology annotation, molecular function: thioredoxin-disulfide reductase (NADPH) activity. The transcript is spliced from 3 exons. NCBI's taxonomy places the organism in Eukaryota, Fungi, Ascomycota, Sordariomycetes, Ophiostomatales, Ophiostomataceae.
AUGCACAGCAAGGUUGUUAUCAUCGGCUCCGGGCCUGCUGCCCACACGGCUGCCGUCUACCUGGCCCGCGCCAACCUGAAGCCCGUCCUCUAUGAGGGCUUCAUGGCCAACGGCAUCGCGGCUGGCGGCCAGCUGACGACCACGACCGACGUCGAGAACUUCCCCGGCUUCCCCGACGGCGUCAUGGGCGGCGAGCUCAUGGACCGCAUGCGCAAGCAGUCGGAGCACUUUGGCACCGAGAUCAUCUCUGAGACCGUCAGCUCGCUCGACCUGUCCGUGCGUCCUUUCAAAUAUGCGACCGAGUGGUCCCCCGAGGAGUUCCACACGGCCGACGCCGUCAUUGUGGCGACGGGCGCGUCUGCGCGGCGCCUGGGCCUGCCCGGCGAGGAACAGUACUGGCAAAACGGUAUCUCCGCGUGUGCUGUGUGCGACGGCGCCGUUCCCAUCUUCCGCGAUAAGCACUUGGUUGUGAUUGGCGGUGGCGACUCGGCUGCCGAGGAGGCCAUGUUUUUGACCAAGUACGCAAGCCACGUGACGGUGCUGGUGCGCCGCGACAAGCUGCGGGCGAGCAACAUUAUGGCGAAGCGGUUACUGGCACACAAGAAGGUGACGGUGCGGUGGAACUCGGCGGGUGUCGAGGUCAAGGGCGACGACAGGGGUCUGAUGAGCGAACUGGUGAUCAAGGACACCAAGACCGGUGCGACGGAGACGCUGGCGGCCUCUGGCCUGUUCUAUGCCAUUGGCCACGACCCGGCGACGGCCCUCGUCAAGGGCCAGGUGGAGACGGACGACGAGGGCUAUAUUAAAACGACACCCGGCACGACGCUGACCAACAUUGCUGGCGUAUUUGCAGCUGGCGACGUGCAGGACAAGCGGUACCGGCAGGCGAUCACCAGCGCGGGUACCGGCUGCAUGGCGGCGCUUGAGGCAGAAAAAUACCUAGCUGAGCUCGAGGAUGAGGAGGAGACGGCGAAGAGCAGCCUGUAG